UCCACCCCUCAAAGCCCAGGAAACAAAGUCUGUAUCAUUCAUCCACUCUUACACACAAACACACCUACUUCCUCACACCUACUUUCCCUCAGACGUAGACAACUAGAUACACACAUCGAUUCUCCUGCGCCGUCCAGUCGAUUAUCUCUGAUAACAACCUUUGCAGGGAAAUAAUAGCCCCGAGUUUCUUUUUGCCUGACUUGGAUGAAACUUUUUGUCUAUUUUAAGGGAUAAUUUUCUCCUCUCAGCCCUCAAGCGAUCACCUGGAUUGGGAAGAUAACGAUGAUUCACUUGUCUGCAGGGAUAAGAGAAAAGGAGACUUACAAUUGAUGACGGUGGAGAAUAAUUCAACAACAGGCUCUGGGCAUAGAAGCAGGUGACUGAAGGUGGACGAGGAAGACGGAAGGACUAUGGGCUGCUGUUGUGUGUGGAUAUUCCUUCUGUUGAUUUCUUACUCCCAUCAAAGAGUCACAGCACAACCUGAAGCGUGCAGGACGGUGGUGCAGGCGGACAUAGUGUUUCUGGUGGAUGCGUCAUGGAGUGUGGGCCAACAGAGCUUCUCCACGGUCAAAGGCUUCGUGUCCGCCGUUGCGUCCUCCUUCCAGGACAGUGUGAUCGGAAGCGACGGGGUUCGCUUUGGCGUCACCGUCUUUGGGGAUGUCCCAAGAAUGCGGAUAGCUCUGACAGAUUACAGUUCUCUGGGGGACGUGCUCAAAGCCAUCAAAGACCUCCCCUACGAGGGUGGAUCCAGGAGGAUUGGUGAUGCCCUCCAGUUUCUGGUUGACCCGGUGUUCAGCCCCGCCGUCAGUCGAGACCAUGCCCCAAAGAUCACAGUUUUGAUUACCAGUGGACGUUCAGACGACCAGGUGGAUGCUGCAGCCAGAGCCGUAGCCGACAACGGGAUUUCUCUCUUUGCAGUAGGUGUUCGUGGAGUCGACGAGACAGAGCUUAGGAAGAUUGUGACGCAGCCAUAUGAGGAGCACCUACUGCUGGGUGCUGAUUACUCUCUCCUGGAAACCAUCCUUCCCAAACUGUCCCGCAGAGUGUGUUUUACUGCCUCUGAACCACCACGGCCUGUGAAACCGUCCCAGCCUGUUGAAACGCUUAUAGUGGGCCCCAGAGACCUUCAGGUCAGUGAGUUGGACUACAGCUCCCUCAGACUGACAUGGAGUCAGGCUACUGGCGAUGUCACCGGAUAUCGGAUUCUGGUCACUCCUCUCAACACCAAAGAGCACUCUCCCUCCCAGCAGCAGAGAGAGAUUGAUCUGAAGGCAGAUGUGAGCACAGUACUGGUGACAGAGCUGAACCCCAAAACAAACUAUUCCCUCACUGUCCACGCCAUCUACCCCGGCCUCCUCGGAGACUCUGCCACAGUCACCACACAGACAACUCCUCUGCCCCUGGUGUCAAACUUUCGUAUUAUUGAAGAGGGGCUGUUCUCUCUGCGUUUGGGCUGGACUCCUCCUUUAGGGAAGCUCAAUGGAUUCAAGAUUUUUAUCCCAAGAACCAACAGACCAGGAUUCAGCUACGAGCAUCUGCUUCCUGGAGACAUCUCUUCUCAUGUGAUUGACAGCCUGGAGGAGGAUAGGAAGUACACCAUCAGUAUUUAUGCUGUGUACCCCCAAGGACCAAGUGAACCAGUUUCAAUAGUGGGGAAAACAUUGAAGCUGGUGCCGAUUCAGACGUUCCUGGUGGAAAAUGCCACCACUGAUACGGUCCAAGCCAGGUGGACUUCAGUAAAAGGCGCUACAGGAUAUCGUCUGACGUGGGCAUCCCAAAAUGAUCACAUAGAGAACAUAAACCUUGGAGACAACUUUAAUUUCUACAUGAUCCAGGGCCUCCAUCCUGGCGCUGAAUACACCAUCAGCAUUAAUCCUGUCUUCGGAGACGUGGAGGGACCUGUCACCGCUAUGAAAAUCAAGACACUGGAAAGCAGCGCAGUGCAGACUCUGAAGGUGUCUGCGGUGAGCACCAGUACUGCUGUAGUCUCCUGGAAUGGUGUCCCAGGAGCCACAGGAUACAGGCUAGCCUGGGGACCCACCCCAGAGUUUGUUGGUCGGGACCGUCCCAGGCAGUUGGCUCUAAACGGCAGCACCACAGAGCACCAUCUGAAGAACGUAGCCCAUGAUACCGAGUACGUGCUCACCCUCUAUGUCCUGUUUGGAUCUGUGGUGGGGCCUGGUAUCACAGCCACCUUCAGAACAUCUCCUCUGGGCUAUGUCUCCAACUUCAAGGUGACAUCUUACACAAGUACUUCCAUAGAUGUGGAGUGGAGUCCCAUCGUAGGAGCCACUGACUACAAACUCUCUUGGAACACAGGCGAUAGCAGCCCCCAGUCUCGUUACCUGGACCGUAGCAUCCUCUCCCAUCGUAUUGAAGACCUGACCCCACAGUCCACUUACACGGUCACUAUUUGUGCAGUGUACGGCAACUCAGAAGGGCCAGAAAUCUCCUUAUCUCAGCUCACAGCUGCUGUCUCAGACUCAGAUCCCAUCCAGGCAGUGAAGGGGGUCAAGGUUGUGGACAUAGGGGUCAACUCUUUCACCCUGUCCUGGAAAAGGACACCAGGUGCAACGGGGUAUAAAAUCUCAUGGGUUCCUUUCCUGGGAGGUGAUGAGAAGUUCCACAUGGUUUCAGCUGCCUCCACCACUUUUACCAUCCACAACUUGCAGGAGAGCUCAGCCUAUAAGAUCCAAGUGUCCUGCACGGUGGGAAACAAGGAAGGAAGUCCAGUUCUGGUGACAGCCCGCACCUUGGAUCUACCCAAAGUGAAUGGCUUCGCUGCUUUGAACACUACAGACAGAAGUACUGUUCUGAAGUGGACACGAGUUGCAGGCGUCUCUGGUUACCUCCUGUCCUGGAGGCACAUCUCAGUCUUGGAGACUAAAACGGAGAUUCUGGGCCCUGCCUUCACAUCCUAUAAGCUCAGUGACCUCCAGUAUGGCAGAACAUAUAUUUUCACCAUUAGGCCACUGUAUGGAGAAGUGGAGGGGCCUAUAAGCACUGUGUACCACAGAAUAUUGGGGCAGGAUUCUCCUGUGGCAACAGUCCAGGUUGUGUCAACAGCCACAGUAGCCCCUGGUUCCUCUCACAUCACCACUGCCUUACAGCCAGCCUCCGUCACCAACACCAGCACUGACACAACCACUAGAGCCACACGGCAGCCCGUUGUUGUGCCACCAACCAAAGUCAUAGCCACCAAACCGCCCCCUCGUCAGCCGAGCGUCACUGAAGCCAAAGCAGUAGCAGUCACAACGCAACGGCUGGCCACCGUCAGUGCACCGAAGGCAGCUCCACCACAGCCAGUUUGUGGUAAGACCAAAGCAGAUAUAGUUUUUUUAGUGGAUGAGUCCUCCAGCAUCGGGGCCAAUAACUUCAUUAGGAUGAAGGACUUCAUGUUCAGAGUGGCCACUUACUUUCCUGUCAUUGGUCCUCAGGGUACACAGAUAGCUGUGGUUCAUUACAGCGAUGAGCCUCGCACUGAAUUCCGUUUAAGCGACUUCAAAGACAGAAGCUCUGUGCUGAGGGCGAUCAGAGCGCUGCGCUACAAAGGAGGCAACACCAGAACAGGAAAAGGCAUCGGUUUUGUUCUGCAGGAACUGUUCCAAGAGUCUCUAGGGAUGAGACAGGAUGUGGCCCAUGUUAUGGUCCUGAUCACAGAUGGCAGGGCUCAGGAUAAUGUGGUUCCACCCUCCCGAAUUGCACGCGCUCUGGGCGUCAGUAUGUUGGCAAUUGGAGUUUCAAAUGCAGACGUGGAUGAGCUGAGUAAAAUCGCAGCGCCCACAAGCUACAAGAAUAUUUUCUACUCACCAACCUUCGAUGACUUUCCUUCAAUUGAGAGGGAAUUUAUCAGCAGUAUCUGUAGUGAGGAGCUGCUCUCUGAGUUCAAGCUACAAGAUGAGUUCGCACCGUUGGACACCCCGACUGAAGACCCAGAGAAGGUGCUCAAGCCUGAGGGUCCUUGCUCCUCCCGGUGCGUAAAGGGACAAAAAGGGGAAAAGGGAGAUGGUUCAGGUUUUGGAAGUCUGAAAUUUCGGCAGAGCCCUGGACAGUUUGAUCCUUUUGCUCCUUCCAAAGGAGAGAAAGGAGAGAGGGGGCCGUCAGGAACAGAUGGUGUACCGGGGUUGCCUGGACGGCCGGGGAGAACCGGGCCCCCUGGUUCUGCUGGACAGCGGGGGCCACAAGGCAUACCAGGUGACAUGGGUCCUCCUGGAAUCACUGGUCCAAAGGGACAAAGAGGAGAAAGAGGAGAGCCUGGCUAUGUUAUAGCUGGCACAGACUCAAACUUUGUCCCUGGACGAAAAGGAGAACCGGGAUCUUCAGGGCCUCAGGGGCCUCCUGGCAUACCAGGGGUCAAUGGAGCUCCAGGUCUGCCUGGUCAGCCAGGACCCUUAGGGCCACCAGGAAUAUCUGUCAAGGGAGAUCCUGGAGAGCCAGGAGCUAAAGGUUUACGUGGGAAGCAGGGCGUGAAUGGAGACAAAGGAGAGCCGGGAAUAAAUGGUACCGCAGGUUUGCCUGGACCCAUUGGCAUCGAUGGGGUGCCAGGGUUACCAGGUCAGAAGGGAGAUAAGGGUGAAGAAGGAAUCGGCAUACAAGGCAUUCAGGGCCCUCGUGGGAAACCAGGGGAGAAGGGUAAUAUCGGUUUAACAGGACCAGUUGGCCCAAAGGGUGAUCGCGGAGAGCAGGGCAUCCAAGGAAUCAUCGGACCUCGGGGAAAGAAGGGAUUCAAAGGGGAGCAAGGGGACAAGGGAGAAAAAGGAGAGACGGGACCAAUAGGACCACAAGGGCCAACAGGGGUCGUGGGGCCAAUGGGGUUAAAAGGAGACGAGGGUCAGAGGGGAGCCCCUGGUGAUCCUGCCAAGGGUAUUAUUGGUCCAACUGGAAAAAAAGGUGCCAGGGGAGACAUCGGUCCAGUUGGCCCCACAGGGCCCCAGGGAAUAAAAGGUGAACGAGGAGACAAAGGAGAAAAGGGAAAUCCUGGGUUUGGGAUUCCAGGACAGCAGGGACCAAAGGGAGAAAAUGGUGAGAGGGGGAAUGUUGGUCUGUCUGGAAAACCAGGACCAAAGGGACAGGAUGGCUUUAAAGGUGACAAAGGGGAUAUCGGGCUCCCUGGCAAUUCUGGAGAACCAGGAUUAAGAGGUAAAGAUGGUGCACCUGGAGUUAAAGGAGACCAAGGAAUUAAGGGUGAACAUGGACCAGCUGGAGAACCUGGUGACAGAGGAAUCAGGGGUCCAUUGGGGUUAACAGGACGGCCAGGGGACCCAGGAGAGAAAGGAGAUACUGGGAAGUUGGGGGCGCCAGGCGCUGAUGGAAAGAAAGGCGACAAAGGAGAGCCAGGAAAACCUGGACUUCCAGGAGCACAAAUUGUUGGAGACAGCAACAUACUGACAAGAGUGAUUAAGGGCGAACCAGGAGAGCCUGGCCAGCCUGGCUUGAGAGGAGAAACAGGUUUGCCUGGACCAAGAGGCCCAGAAGGUAAACCAGGGUCUCCAGGACCAUCUCUGGGUGGUUCCGGAAGAGAUGGUGUUGAUGGCUCACCAGGCAAACCGGGAAUGAAGGGCGAACAGGGACAGAAAGGUGAUGAUGGUCUGAAGGGAGAUAAAGGAGACCAAGGCCGAGUGGGGAUCGCUGGAAUGCCUGGUCUACCGGGAACACCAGGGCGACCUGGUGUUGAUGGGAAGAGGGGCCUGCCUGGCAAAGAUGGAGAAGGAGGCAUAAAAGGAGAUGAUGGCAAAAAGGGGGAGAGGGGUGACCCAGGUGCAAAUGGUAAAGAUGGUAGUAAGGGUGACGCAGGGCCUCCAGGUUUGCCUGGAAAGCAGGUGUUAGUCACUACAGAGGGCGCCACCAUUGACGAAAUCCGACAAGCAUUUCCAAUCCCAAUGGGUCCCCCAGGAGCUACUGGUUCACCAGGAAUGAAGGGUGAUCCAGGAGAAAAAGGCCUGAAAGGAGAGAAGGGUGAUGCUGGAGCUCCUGGAAAGUCUAUUGAAAUGAAGGACAUUGAAGAGAUGUUUGAAGCAUAUGGAAUAAGGCUUCCUUUGCUGAAGGCUUUGAUUGACAGACUGCUGCAGGACGGAAUAGAGGAGCUGCUUCAUGUGCUCGGCACGACCAAGAAGGCAAAGGAAAACACAGACAGUCACACCUCCAACAUCAUCACAGAGUACACAAGUUCAGUGAAGUUUGACCUCACCAGCCAGCCUUCGUCUGACUUGGGCACCAUUGAAGAUGCAGCUUUAGAUUUUUCAGAGUCUUUGUCUAUUGAGCCUUUAAAUGAAACUGAAGAGGGUCCGACUUUAUGGACCGUCACUGCACUGAAUGGAGAGCAAGGGCUUGACAAGACUGAAACCAAAUUAAGGGGAUCCAGAAGGAAGGAGAUGGGGCCUUCACUCAAACUUAACCUAACUGUAGUCAAUACUACUUUUAAUUAUACUAUGAUGGAGGAGACGGUUUCAGGUUUACCUGGACCUGUGGUGGAAACUGUUCUUCUCACUCACGAAGAGUCUCUGACUAAGAAUGCGGGACAGAAGAAGAACAGGGAGCGUGGGAAGGCCAAAGGAAAUAAAGGACGACAUAAGAGGCAGAGACAGCGCCUGACAAGUGAAGGUGACAAGCAAGAAGAAGAGGAAGAGGAGGAGUUUUAUAACGGUGAAGAACUCAGUUAUGAGUAUGAGCAGGAGGAACCCUCCCCAGACGACCCCGCAGCCUCCACACAGCUUGAAGCCUUAACAGAUGGGUCCCUUCGUCUCGUGGAUAAAAAGGAGGACGAAGUAUCCACACACAGUCCCAUCCAGAGAGAAACAUCAGCAGGAGCCUCCAGUCGUCCUGUGGCUUUACUCGCAGAAAGUGAAGCACCUGCAAAGGAUGAAGUGUCGCUGGCAACACCUCCCAUCACAACAGAGGAACCAGACGAGGUGCCUCGGUCUCAGUUCAGGGUGAAAAGAGGCACUGACCAAGCGGAUGUCAUGGUUUUCAUGCCCGGCGCUGCAGGUGCAAGAAAUCGAUUCAAGGGCACACAAAAUCAUGCGUCCUCUGGAGCUCCAGGUUAUAAUAGGAAGAAGCAUGAACAUCCUGAGGUCCUAAAACAUUCCAAGCGAAAGAGGAAAGAUGGAAGAGAAAGAUGGAGAUACAGUAAUACAGAUAGAGAAAUUCUUACAGAAAUUGAGGGUGGAGAAGGUGAACUGACUAAAAACACAGAUGACUGGGAUGAGAGAGACAAAGAUACAGGAACAGACCCUGGCCCAGUCUAUGAGGAGGAAGAGAGGAGUGGAGACAACGACUGGGGGACAGAGGAGGAUGUUGACAGAGAGCGGGAAGGAGAGGAGGAGGAGCUGGAGAGGGAGAGGGAGAGGGAACGGUUGGAGAUGGAGAGAGAGAGGGAGGAGCUGGAGAGAGAGAAGGAGGCCGAGAUGGAGCUGGAGAGGAAGGGGACAGAGGAGGGGGACAGAGACUUAGAGAGAAAGAGGGAAGAAUGGGAGAGGAGGAGGAGGGUGGAGUAUGAUGAAGAAACUGGGCAGCCAUACCCUUACCCUCCAGAAUAUUUUUUCCUGAAGGGACAUCCAGGUGAGAACGGGCAGCCAGGACCGAAGGGUGAAGUUGGUGAAAAAGGACAAAAGGGUGAACCAGGCAUCGGCCACAGAGGCCCAGAAGGACAGGCCGGUCCUCCAGGACACAAGGGGGAACCAGGUGAACCAGGACCUCCAGGUGCGCAGGGCAUCCAGGGUAUUCGUGGCAAUGCAGGCGUCCAGGGCUCGUCAGGCCUCAGGGGUCCCCCGGGAGACGCCGGGGAACCAGGCAGAGUGGGUGACCAGGGUAAAAGGGGGAAGAACGGAUCCCCUGGAGCUCCUGGGCUUCGAGGACCACCAGGACCUCAAGGUCCUCCUGGAGUCUCUGGAGUAAAAGGAGAUAAGGGAGACACGAUUCCAGGUGAGCCUGGAGCAAAGGGAUUGGCUGGCUUCCCAGGCAGAAGGGGUGAACAAGGCACUCCAGGUAUUAAAGGAGCUCCUGGGCAUAUAGGUACAAAAGGUUUGCGUGGCAGCAAAGGUGAAAAGGGUGACCGGGGUUUACCUGGAGUCAGAGGAGAAAGGGGGAGUGUGCUUCAAAUUCAAGGACCACGUGGAUUUAAGGGAUCCAAGGGCGAAGCGGGUGAACGAGGUCCUCCAGGGUUUGAUGGUGAUAAAGGAGAGAAGGGUGAAGAUGGUCCACCUGGAGUCAAGGGUGUCAAGGGUGCUGCUGGUACUAAAGGUGCACUGGGACGAUUUGGAGCACGAGGCCCAGUAGGACAGAAAGGGGAGGCUGGAGAGCCCGGACUCAACGGUGUUAUGGGUCGCAUUGGUGAUCAUGGUGUGGAUGGAGCCAAAGGGGACAAAGGAGACAUGGGCUUGCAAGGCCAGAAGGGAGAUCAGGGUGAUGCAGGGGAGGCAGGCCUGCCAGGAGACAAGGGGGAGAAGGGGGAGAAGGGUUUCAGAGGAUUACCUGGCCGCAUUGGGAGUCCGGGCCUCAAUGGAGAUAAGGGAGACAUGGGUCCGCCUGGCACCCCUGGUAUAUCUGGACUGAACGGACUCACAGGACGCAAGGGUGACAAGGGAGAAGGGGGCAUCAACGGUGUUAACGGUGAGCCAGGAGUGAAGGGAAUAAAGGGUGCAGCGGGUUUCACAGGUUUCCCAGGCUUUAAAGGAUCAGCAGGGAGCCCAGGGAGGGACGGCGAUGAUGGCCCACCAGGACCACUGGGUCCCCGUGGUGAUGCAGGGCCUAAGGGAGAGAGGGGCCGAAGAGGCAGAUCGAAGCCAUGUGAAAGGGGAGGACCUGGGAUCCCAGGACAGAGAGGAGACACUGGUUCUGUAGGGAUUGAAGGAGCCAAAGGGGAGAAGGGAGAGCCUGGACUCUCAACUGAAGAAGUGAAGGAGCUGGUCACCAAGGAGGUGGUGGAGAAGUGUGGUCUGGAGUAUAAGUUCAUGGUCAAGUCUGUGGAUCCAGACGCAACGACCGCGGUGACUGACAACAGGAAGGGGCCAGAGGACGUGGUGAUAUCCAUCUCUCGUGACGUCCAUGAGGGAGAGAUGGAGGAGGAAGAGGAGUAUGAAGACUGGGUGGAGGAAGUGGACGUGGGAAAGGAGACGUUUCCUAACCACACUGGUUCUCUUGAGGGCGGGACUGGGGAUUUGGGACAGAGGAAGAAAAGAAGGGUUUUUGGAACAAACACCGCUGCUCCAGGGAGCGAGCGCUGCCUGGAGCCCAUGCUGGAGGGCGUGUGCUCAGACUACGCCCUGCGCUGGUACUUCCACCGGCCCUCGGGGGCGUGCAGGCCGUUCGUCUACGGCGGCUGCGGCGGGAACCGGAACCGCUUCUCCUCCAGGGACGAGUGCCAGGGCUGGUGCGGCGUGGGGAGGAGAGGCUCGGAGCCCCGGAGGUGAAGCCAGCGACGCAGAGCAGCCUCCGCCUGUACAUAACUGUGUGAAGUGUUGCACUGUUCUUAUCACUGCUAUUUAUAUUUUACGUGUUGAAAUUGAUAACGUGAACUAUAAAACACUUUGGGAACUGUU
This is a messenger RNA of Betta splendens (Siamese fighting fish), 9536 nucleotides long. RefSeq names its product collagen type VII alpha 1-like (gene col7a1l). The record is from RefSeq and is a predicted model, not a curated record. Bases 411 to 9407 code for a protein of 2998 amino acids. The transcript has 109 exons. NCBI's taxonomy places the organism in Eukaryota, Metazoa, Chordata, Actinopteri, Anabantiformes, Osphronemidae. Gene Ontology annotation, molecular function: serine-type endopeptidase inhibitor activity; protein binding.